This is a messenger RNA of Penicillium brevicompactum, 354 nucleotides long. RefSeq lists its product as uncharacterized. The transcript has 2 exons. Lineage: Eukaryota; Fungi; Ascomycota; Eurotiomycetes; Eurotiales; Aspergillaceae. The record is from RefSeq and is a predicted model, not a curated record. The coding region runs from base 1 to 354 and encodes 117 amino acids.
AUGAAACCGCGAGAUGCCUGGGGUUGCAUCCCAACCUUACAAGACGAUACCAACGAAUUCAUUGAGAAUGAGGAGAAGGCGCAGGCCUUCUUGAACACUUUCUUCCCUGAGAUGGAUGACCCGCACGAAGACCUACCGACCCAAACACCCCUGGAACUCCCAUGGCAACCCAUCACCGAACUGGAAAUCCACCGAUUUCUCCGAACUAUGAGGGGUUUCACUGCACCUGGUGAGGAUGGUCUACCGUCGCUCGUGUGGAAACACCUGUGGAAGUAUCUCAAAAAGUUUAUCACCGGGAUCUUCACCGCAUCCAUCAGCCAUGUGACAACGGUGAAAGAUUUCGUUACCAUGUGA